AUGGAGAGUCUCUGUCCAGCUACGGGAUUCGUGAUCAUGCUGCGAGCGACAGAGAGCAGCAAGGUCGUUGCCGGGGGCUUUGGGCAUGGCAGCAAUACGAAUCAGCUCUGUUUCCCCUAUGGGCUAGUGGUUAUUGAUGAUGAUCAAACAAUAAUCGUUGCUGAUUGGGGCAACCAUCGUAUUGUGCAGUGGAAGAUCGGCGAGGCCAAUGGUCAAGUGAUCGCUGAUGACGAGGAACCAGGCCAUCAACUCAAUCAAUUGAAUGGUCAACCGACAUGA
Molecule: messenger RNA, 279 nt
Organism: Didymodactylos carnosus
Lineage: Eukaryota; Metazoa; Rotifera; Eurotatoria; Philodinida; Philodinidae
Source: the annotation of a GenBank genome assembly